This is a messenger RNA of Geodia barretti, 2054 nucleotides long. NCBI's taxonomy places the organism in Eukaryota, Metazoa, Porifera, Demospongiae, Tetractinellida, Geodiidae. The record is from the annotation of a GenBank genome assembly.
ACAGGUAAAUGAAGUGCACAUAGGAAUUCAAAUUGACUUGUUCUUUCGCUCUAUUCUCGGACGUCGGACGAAGCAGAGCAGCGAGAGUGCGGCUCUAGCAAGUCAAAGAGACGAAGGAUAGACUUACCGAGACGGUGACGCCAACCGGGGCUCUAAAUUGGCGUAGUCAUGACGACUAAUGGAGGGGAAGGUAACGAGACUUCGGUUCAAGUUGCUCUCAGAGUCAGACCACAGAAUUCCAAGGAACAAAUUGACAUGUGCCAAAUAUGCACCUUCUGCAUCCCUGGCCAGCCUCAGAUAGUGUUGGGGAAAGACAAGGCCUUCACUUAUGACUUUGUAUUGGACACUGACAGUGAGCAGGACGAGAUAUACUCCCAGUGUAUCGAGGGACUUGUUGCUGGUUGCUUUGAAGGCUAUAAUGCAACAGUACUAGCAUAUGGACAGACUGGAAGUGGAAAGACGUACACCAUGGGUACAGGGUUCGGUAUGGCAGUGUUGCCGGAGCAACUGGGGGUCAUCCCGAGGGCAGUGCGGCAGCUGUUUGCCACCAUUGACCAGCUCAGAGACGACGCCAUUGCUAGCGGUGAUCCUCCCCCACAAUUUGAGAUCUCUGCACAAUUUUUAGAACUAUACAAUGAAGACCUGAUUGACCUGUUUGACUGCAACAGAGAGGCUUUGAAGAAACUGAGGAUUCACGAGGAUCCCAAUGGCGGCAUCUACAUUGCGGGAGUCAUCUCACAACGUGUGGAGAGUGUGGAAGAGACCUUGUCGUGUCUGAAGCAGGGAGCUCUGUCCAGAACAGUGGGCAGUACCAACAUGAACGCCCAGUCGUCUCGCAGCCACGCCAUCUUCACCCUCCAGGUCUCCCAGCAAAGACCCAUCAAGACACCAAUCAGCAGUGAGAUAGUGGAGGAGGGGAGGGAGGGGUCGUACAGUACGAAAUCUCUGACUGGGAGAAUCUGAGUGCCAAGUUCCACUUUGUUGACCUUGCGGGCAGCGAGAGGUUGAAGAGGACGGGGGCCACGGGAGAGAGGGCCAAGGAAGGCAUCUCCAUCAACUGUGGGCUGCUGGCCCUGGGAAAUGUCAUCAGUGCUCUGGGAGAUAAAGCCAAGAAAGGCUCUCACGUCCCCUACAGAGACUCAAAACUCUCCAGAUUACUGCAGGACUCACUAGGAGGGAACAGCAGAACCCUGAUGGUGGCGUGCAUCUCUCCAACUGACAGAGAUUUCAUGGAGACCCUGAACACCCUCAAAUACGCCAACAGAGCUCGCAACAUCAAGAACAAGGUGUCAGUCAACCAGGACAAAACCAGUCAGCAACUGGCUCAAUUCAGAUCAAGAAUUCUGAAAUUAGAAUCUGAACUACAAGAAUUCCACUCUGGUCGUAAGAUCGUUAGCGAAGAUGGUAGUGUCGUUAUGAACGACAUCGCCAGCGAAGUCACCAUGCUCAGAGCCGAGAACGACAAGUUGCGACUGAGGGUAAAGUCUCUGCAGCAGGUGAUUGAGUCUCAAUCGGAGAGGAUUGCUGGCAUGGCGGCCGACAAGGAGUUGGCUGCACUUGGGAGACAUGAUGAAUCUACUGGACAAGUGGUGGGUCAAGAGGCGGAGGAGACCACCUCCCAUCUCCCCACUGUCAUCAAGGGAUACAUGAGACAGAUUGAGGAACUCAAGAGUCGACUGGUGUUGAGUGAGAGUCUUGGCCACCACAACCCCUCCUCUCCCUACCGGCGUCCUCCGUCCAUGGUCCUCCAAGGUCGUCAAUCCAGUUUGACCACUCUCCCAUUCAACCAGGAGACCAGCGAGCUCCUCCAGACUGCCAGGAGCGACAUCACCAGACUCAAACGGAGACAAGACAGAAAGGGGUCAGAGUCCGAGAGUGGGCGGAGUCAGCACAGACCCCGGUCGAGAGAUGUAGCAUCUGUCACCUCCCUGGAUGUGGUGAAUGAGGGAGUGAUGUCAGAAGGGAGAGGGGAGGAAGGGGGAGGAGAGGAAGGGGGGGAAGAUGAUGAGACUCUAUUUGGAUCAGAUGAAGAGGACACCAACAGCACCAAUGAG